Molecule: messenger RNA, 4851 nt
Organism: Penicillium soppii
Lineage: Eukaryota; Fungi; Ascomycota; Eurotiomycetes; Eurotiales; Aspergillaceae
Product: non-ribosomal peptide synthetase
Exons: 3
Coding region: 1-4851 (1616 amino acids)
Biological process (GO): fatty acid metabolic process
Molecular function (GO): medium-chain fatty acid-CoA ligase activity
Source: RefSeq, a predicted model, not a curated record
AUGGCGGAUCUGCCAAGAUAUUCCCUUGUGGACCAGCUCCUACGUCUUCGUAGUGAAGCGUCACAACCAGAAUCUUCGCAACACCUCUCCGCCCUACUAUCCUCCCAUUCCGGCCCUUGGCCCAUCCACGAUCUAAUCCUAACUUUCCAAGAAAUCUACAAGUUCCUCCCCGAUUCCCUCAAAGCCAAGAGCGAUGAAUCGAUUUGUCGGCUCCGCGCACAAGUCAAAUUAGUCACACCCGACAUCGCGGAAUUGAUAGGAACAGACUCUCGUGCUGGAUUGAUUGAUGCCACCACCGGACAGAAUCUGACACAUAAUGCCAUCCGGCAAUUUUUGCAGAGCUUCCAGGUACCUGUGAGGUUAUCUGCUCAUGGAAAACCCCGCAUCGCGGUGGUUUUGCCUAAUGGCCCUCUUAUGGCGAUUGCAGUUCUAGCUUUUGCGAACAGAUAUACUAUGGUUCCUAUGGCAUCAAAUACUGUCCCAGAGCAGCUGCAAAUGGAUAUUGAUCAAGUUAAAGCUGAUGCCGUUGUCGCGCUGGACGCUGACAUUGGCAAGUUACGACUGGACAAUGGCACUCGCCCGGUGUUUGGUAUUGAGCACCUGGAAGACUUGACUUUUCGAGUGGUCUCUGCUCAAAAUGCCAUUGGUGCUUCCAAUAUUCCCCCUAAUACCGGAGAUGACAUUGCCAUUAUCCUUUUCACCAGUGGCACUAGCGGAAACAAGAAGCUGGUUCCGAUCACAACUUACAACCUCAUCUCGGGUACUAUCGCCACUAUCGAGUCGGUGGAGUUGUCAGAGACAGACAUAUGUCUCAACAUGAUGCCGCUGAACCAUGUUGGUGGUAUCGUCCGCAGUAUUCUCUCCCCAAUUAUCGCCGGUGGAGCCACAAUUUGCUGCCCUGCUUUCGACCCCAGCAUGUUCUGGGACGCCGUUCAAAGUACGCACAUGACACCUACUUGGUACUAUGCCACACCUACAAUGCAUCAGAUGAUUCUUGGUGAGGCCGAGCACCGUCCCGAUGCUUUCAAGCAAAGUGCGAUCCAGUUUAUCUGUAACGCCGGUGCUGGUCUCCCUCCCUCUCUAGCUGGACAGCUCCGUAAUACGUUCAAUUGUGUCAUUCUUCCCAGUUAUGGAAUGACUGAAUGUAUGCCUAUUGCUGCGCCACCAAAAGAUUACACGCUUGACCGCCAUGGAACAUCCGGACGGAUUGUUGGUCCUGAAGUGACAAUCCUGAGCGAGAGCGGCAAGCCAGUUCCACGAUGCAAGAUGCUAGGACACAUCUGCAUCCGUGGAUCACCCGCUUUUGAGGGCUACCUGACCCCGGAAGGCAAAAUCGACACCAGCGCAUUUGAUGAGUCAGGUUGGUUUGAUACUGGUGAUCUUGGAUACCUCGAUUCCGACAAUUAUUUGUACAUUACUGGUCGCAGCAAGGAGGUCAUCAACCGUGGCGGUGAAAUCAUCUCUCCUGUCGAAGUCGAAGACGCCGUGUUGACCACUGCCAAGCACCCUGGCUCCCCAUUAUAUGGCCGUGUUACUGAGAUACUGGCUUUCUCCGUCCCUGACGAGGUCCUACAAGAGGUCGUCGGUGUAGUGAUUGUCACAGCUCCCGGAGCCACCAGGCCUGAUCUACGCCAGAUCCAAGAAGCACUACAGCCUAUUCUGCACCAGCCUAAGUGGCCUACUCUGGUGGUCUAUAUGGACCGUGUUCCCAAGUCAAACAACAAGAUUCAGCGCAUCAAGCUCGCCCAGCGAUUGUCUCUAGAGCCCCUUAGUCCGACAACCCCUCUUGCGGACCGCCAUUUCGAAGCCGAGUGCCCACCAAAUGGCACUCCACUCAGCGUGUCCAUCUCCAAAAAGGCAUGCUUCAUUGACAACAAAUUUAUCCAUUCCGUUCUUGCAGAGAAAGCCAAUACUUCAGAGGUGCAUGUUCAGAUCAAUCCACGCGACGGCUUCCCGCAGGCUGUUGUCUUCGUUGACAACCCCGAUGACGAUCACGUAAAGCCGAGUGACCUUCAUGACCACCUGGAUGGUUAUCUUGUCCCCAGCCGAAUUACUCCUUUGAAGGGUCCAAUGCCUCUUGACUUCUACGGCAACCCCGACCAGGUCGCAAUCGACGAGUCAAUCCGCGCUCUCAAUACCGAAGGCGAUCUGUCCCCAGUUCAGCGCCGCACGCGUGAAAUAUUUGCUGGUGCCUUGUCUUGUGGAACUGAAGAUAUCUCUGCACUGACCGAUUUCUUUGCCGCUGGCGGUGACAGCCUUAGUGCUGGUCGUCUUGUUUCCCAGCUUCGUCGUGAGUUCGGUAUUUUCUUGGCCGGAGACAUUCUUUUCCACAACCCCACCAUUGGGGAUGUGGAGUGCAGGAUUAUCGAGGCUGUUGGAGUCAAAGCUGCCAAGGGCGACGACAAGAAAGUGGAGCUGCCCGGCUGCGAGAAAACAUACAGCAGCACAAACCCAACCAUAUUGUUCUUGCAUUUGUUCCCUGUUAUGUUCUUUUACCCCAUGAAGCGCGCCUUCCAGUGGCUUAUAUUUUCAUACGUUGUGGCUGAAUGUUCAACUCGCUUCCCCAUCCGGCAUCUACUCAUCGGACGUCUGAUCUUGAUCGUUUUGGCUGUUUUGUCUGCGCGUGUUGCUUCCCACAUCGUGUUCCCCUUCUGUGGUAUAAUUUUCAAAUGGCUCGUCAUCGGCCGUUACCAGGAAGGAAUGUACCCCAUGUGGGGACCGUACCAUACGCGUUGGUGGUUGACACAGAAAGCGUUGCAGGUGUGCGGCAAAGGAUUUUUUAACAACUACAACUGGUCUCGGGUACUCUUCUAUCGUCUUCUGGGUGCCAAGAUUGGCAAGAAUGUCACUAUCGUGCCGUCUGCUAAACUUGGUGAGUAUGACUUAAUCGAGAUCGGUGACAACGUUACCUUGGACACUUCCCAGUGUCGUCCAUUCGCUGUGGAGCGUAACACCUCCAUGCUCCUCAAGCGCAUCCGCAUUGGCAAAGAUUCAUCUGUUGGCACGAAAUCUAUCGUUGCGCCUGGUGCCGAUAUUCCGGAGAACACUUGCAUUGGUCCCAAUUCCUCGAGCUGGGAACUCCAUGACGCCGAUGAGUCAAACCGUAACCUGCUUAGCUCUCACAUCCCGCAGCCUCAUUGGAUCUGGUCUCUUCUCAUUGUAAAGCCCCUCAAGAUCUUGGUCUGGGUUUCUGCUCGCCUCACUUGGAUGGGUGGUCUCGUGCCUAUGGUAAGGCAGUACCCUGUGCCCUCGCCGGACAUGUUCCUUGCUACUCUCGAAUGGUACACUAGCGGACAACGAAUUGGUUUCCACAUCACGGCAAGAAUCUGCCGCGCUCUUGGUGGUCCCAUUGUGCUCUUCGUCGCCAUUUUGAUUGUCAAGGGUUUGGUCGAUCUCAUCUGCGGCAAGCCCAAGCCCGGUCCGGCCUCAAAGCAGACUACUCGUCAGAAAAUUCGGGCUGCUGUGCUCGCGCAGAUUCUGCCAGCUGGGGAUAUCCACGAACUAACGCGUCUUGUCGGUCGCCAUUAUGAGCUUGUGUCGAUGGCCGUCCGUGCUCUGGGGGGCAAGGUCGGCAAGCGUGUUUAUUGGCCCAGUGUGGGUCCCACUCUCCCUGACUUUGAUCUCAUCGAAGUUGGAAACGAUGUUGUUUUUGGCUCUCGCUCGACUCUGAUCACCUCCGAUGGCUCUGGUCGGGGCCGUAUCGUGAUUGGUGACGGCACUAUGGUUGGUGAUCGUGUCGUUGCUCUACCUGGUACCACCAUCGGCCGUGAAGCCAUGAUCGGUUCUGGUGCUUUACUCCGCCGUAAUGGUAACUUCCCAUCAAACACUGUUUGGACUGGUAGCAAGGGCGGCAAUGCCGUGCAGUUCCCCAGCUCCACCUCGACCACCAGCUCUACUGCUCCAACUGUCAUUGGAAGCAGUAGUAACAGUGCCACAGGUGGCAGUAGUGACGACGAAAAGCGGGCUACUGACAAAAUUGAUGAGAAACACACUGUGUCAGUUGGUAAGAGCAGAGCCGUCAGCGAGGGCACUGAAAAGGAUACCUGCAAGCCAUUUGGGCGCGCGUUCUACCACCAUGACGCCAAUUAUUACGUGCUCCGAAUCUGGCAGAUCGUCAUCUAUUCCGUUGUUUCCGUUGUUGUGGUUACUGUCUACUGGCUACUCACUGUCGUGUUUGCCCUCUUGGCUCUCCGCACUGCUCUAAGGUAUAGUAACGCCGCCGGGUUCACCAUCGGCCCUUGGCGCCCGUUUGUUCUGUAUGGUGUGCUCGCAUCGGUUCUCUCCGGUAUCAGUUGCGCCCAGACGUUCAUCGCUCUCGGUGUUGUUAUCUGCAUCAAAUGGGCAGUCAUGGGCCGCCGCACGGAAGGUGCUUUCCACUGGGACAAGAGCAGCUACAAUCAGCGCUGGCAAUUCCUUCUCUCCUGCGAGACUCUUAUCAAGGAUUGCUACGGCGGCUCGGGUCUCCUGCCGAUGCUUACUGGUACUGCCUACCUUUCCUGGUACUAUCAAUUCCUGGGCGCGAAGAUCGGAAAGGACUGUGCGAUCCACGCCAAUGGUACCCCCAAUGUCUUCUUCACUGAGCCUGACCUCCUCACUCUUGGUGACCGUGUCGCUGUUGACGACGCUAGUCUCGUUUGUCACUUGAAUUCUCGCGGCGGCUUCGAGUUGCAUACCCUGAAUGUCGGUGACCGUAGUAUCUUGCGUGCUGGAUCGCGCCUGAUGUCUGGUGCUUCGAUGGGUAAAGAUGCCUGUCUUUUGGAGCAUACAUUGGUCCUUUCGGGUGACCAUGUCGAGGACGGGGAUACGCUUCAGGGAUGGCCCGCUGAGGGCUUCCAAGGGAAGCGUGUUUAG